This is a messenger RNA of Drosophila suzukii, 4111 nucleotides long. RefSeq lists its product as uncharacterized. The record is from RefSeq and is a predicted model, not a curated record. Lineage: Eukaryota; Metazoa; Arthropoda; Insecta; Diptera; Drosophilidae.
UGAAAAGAGUAUCAAAAAAAACGAGCCAACUGACAUAAACAAACAAUCGAUAUGAAUUAAAUUUGCAGUUAAAUUUGUGAUGACUGUGGGAGCAUGAUUUUCGCGGCUGGUGAAAAUGUCAUUUACGGUGACGAACCGGAGUUUAAUCCGAUUUGAGAGUGCCAAGGAGGACGAUGAAUUGAUGCGGGCAUUAAUGUUUUUCAAUGUCGAUAUUUCGGGGGGAGUGUGCUGUGGUCGCCGAAACGAGAUUACGGCGCCAAGGACCUCGGAUUGCAAUGGAAAGCGGCGAACUCCCGGCGGAGGAUUGAGCAAUCCAAUUACGGAGAGUGCGAUGUCAUUUGGGGCACCAAAUAAAUUCUACGCUCCCGGACAUGCUGAUUUCGAUCAUGGGAAUUAUAAGCGACGUGCUCCUGGCCAUCUAAGAGAUAACUCUGCCUAUUCCGACAGUCCCCGUCACUUUCAUUAUAGAAUGAUUAAACCAGGACGGGGUCGUGUCGAAACCGGCUUAGUUUCCCCAUCCCCAUCGAUCGAUUCUGCGGGCUAUUUUGAGAAUAAUAGGAGCUACAAACGCACUCCACGCUUUGAAACUGAAAGGACAUACGAACAAUAUUAUCCAGAUAAGGCCGAGGAAUAUGAGGCCAGCAAUCCAACGGCCUUAACUUCUGAUUAUUCUGAAGAAGAGGAGGAUCCGAGGAGUAACCAAAAAAGAUAUCCUUAUACUGAAUCCACAUAUGAACGUCCUUAUGAUUACUACACUAAUGCUCCUAAGUCAAUUCAAAGACACUUUUACGUACCUCGCAAAAGAUAUUAUUCUUACCAUGAAGAACCACCACAAGAUGAUUACAAUCGAGAAUAUAGAGAAUAUCUGCCACGUGAUUUGGGGUUGAGAACUAAUAGACCGUAUAGAGACUAUGAUUAUAGCCAAGCUUCGGGGUCUAUGCCACCAGAAUUCUCUUCAAAUUACUCUACUCAAAGGAAUGCAAAUGAUUAUGACGAGAAAAAUUCCAAGUACUACGAAGAUUAUUCUGAUGAAAACAGCCAAAAUCAACACGAAGAAAUUCAUCGAUACUUUGACCCAGAUUAUAAUAAAGAAAGCCGUAAGACACCACCUCCAAUACCCUUUCCAAAACCCGAACCCAAGCACUAUAAAGUCAGAUCUUCGUCUUACAAGGAUAUUACAGACCCUUCGAACUAUCCCACAAAAGAUAAAAAAACUGUAAGAGAUUAUAAGCUAAAAGAUAGGAAUGUUCCGCCUUACGAGGAACCAAAAGAUAGCCAAAAAAAAUAUAAUAGAUAUAAGCGACACUACCAGCCAGAGAAAAUGCCAACUAGAAAAAGUUGCAACCAUUUUAAAGAAACUAGAGAAGCUCCGAAAAAAUACGAUAGAAUUUCCAAAGAUAUUUUACGUCUUGCUCCGCCAAAAAAGUAUGAAAAACAUAGAAACACUCAAGACGAUAGAUUUUAUGUGGACAAGAGGUCUCACAGAAAUUCUGAAUAUAGGUACAAAAUACAAAAUAAAGUUCAUCAGGCUAUCCCAAGUUCUUAUAAAAAAUACUUUAGUGAUGAAGUUCCUCUCAGCAAUUUUCACAAGAAGGUCAGUGACGAUAUCCCAAGAUCGCACGAAAACUUAAGAUCAGAACCGCCUAGAUCAUUCAGAGAAUAUGAAAGUCACAAAAACAAAAGACGUGGUAAGUCCUUACCGGAUCCGAAGAAGUCUGUUGACUUUGUUCGUUUUACGGACUUAAACUACGGCUCGGAAAUACCUCACAAAAUUCAUGAAAGCAAGCAAACCCCAUCGUCAAUAUUUUUCACCAUCGAGAUUCCCUAUAAAAAGAAAGAACGGAGGUAUGCAUACUCCCAAAAAAGUGAAUACAUACCAAAAAGGUCGGAUUCGGGUUGUGAAACGUUUGCUAGUAACUUAAACUGUGCCCUCAAUUCAUUUAAACCGCAAACAUCAUUUUAUGAUGUUCGGAAAGAUCGGAGGCGUAAAACAAUAAAGCAAAAAAUAUCAGGAUUUUUUAAAAGGUCAAAAAUGUGUUUGACGAAGUCAAACAUUUUUAGAAACAAAUCAAACGUACUGAGGAACUAUAAGCCAGGACAUCGUCGUCUAAGCUAUGCUCACAUAGAUUGCAGAAAUACUGAAAGCCCAAGCCCCCAUUAUAUUUCAAACUCCCCAAAAACUAGUAGCCACUCUUUGGAGGUUCAAGAUAAGAGGGUUCCUAUUCGCAGUCCCUCUAUAGAAAAUGCAUCCGAAAAAUAUUGUAAAAGGCUGCUACAGGGAUGUCAUUAUCCCACGGUUUACAGGGCAAAUGGCAAUCAGCAAGCUGAAAAUGAUGAUAAAAUGUACCAUGAGUACUCCAUGUACAACAUUUUGAGUUCAAGCAACCACCGUUCGAAGGUAAAUAAAGAUGAGUAUGAGCACUGCGAUAAAGGAUUAACUAAACGAAACAGUCAAUAUUUCAGACCCAAUGCUGAUCUGCGUAAGAAGAAUUCCAACCAAUUAUACAAUCGUGUAUCCAGUGGAAAUUGCAGCCUUUUUAGUGGAGAUAAAUGUGAAGAUCCCAUCGAGACAAGUCAAAUAAGUAUAUGCCUUGAGAUAAGGGCUACAGACGUGAGUUUGACAGGCAGCCCAAGGAUUAUUUCAUCCAAAGUCGUGACAGGUCAUGGUUUAUCCACUAAGAGCAAUACCCACAUGAGCAGGGAGGAUCUCAAAGUAAUCGUUCCAAAACCACCAAAUCUUUCGGUACCGAGACAGAAUAGUGGUAGUACAAUAUGUGGCAGCGAUUCAAGCGCUACUGAAAAAAACCAAUAUCAAAAUGUUCGACUUUUUCCCCUGCCCUCUGAACACAACAAUGGUUCUUCUACAACAAACAGUUCCAAAGGCAGUUUAUCUAGAACUACAAGAUCUGAGGAUUUCACCAAUAGGAAGAGCAUUGAAGAGUGUUCGAAGCCUCCAACUGUGACCAGUGGUAGACCAUCAGAGAACCUUCGUCCCCGCCAUCCGAUCAGCACCAAAUGGAGCUUGACCCGCCAAUCGAAGUCUUGUAACUCGCAAAAAGAAUUCUGCAACAGCUGGACCCCCGAUAGGUUAGAAAACAAUUUUUCAAGACUUACCCGACCUGGAUUGUUCCAAACAAACACAAUUGAAAUGUGUUCCAGACCACCGACUUUAAUUCAAAGCGAUAUAAACAAGAGGUCGAGCUUAAAAGGUGUAAAUAACAACUUCGAAAGGUCAGCCCCCAAAAAGGUAAUCUUGAAAACAAAUAGUUAUAAUAGUUUGAUAAGCGGUUCAGGCAGAAGUACUCAAUCGGAUUGCUCAUGCGAAAAAUCGGGAAUGCAGAAUACCCAUCAAAGUGAAUGCCACAGAUCCCAAAGUCACAAUUUUCAAUUUGAUGAAAAAAGAAAAAUUGAAGUCAGCCCGAGAAAAACUAAUAGUUGGCCAAGCCAAAGGCCCAAAACCAUUCCCCAAGUCCCGAUCCAAACAUCUUUUUCAAAACCGCUUCAAAUACAGGAAUCUGCACUCAAAGUCCAAUGUAAAAGUUCAGAAUCCUCCUUAAGUAAAUGCUCCAGUGGAUCCAGAAAUUUUACCCAAGGCCCAAAAAACAUGCAGUUGGUUUCCUAUCCUGAACCCAUUCCAACAAGCUCAUGUGAGCCCCAGAGUGAAUAUGCCAACAAUUUCACGGCUAUGCCAAGUCAGGAUAUUAAAGAAACCAGUGUUCGAGGGAAUCUUAGUUGCCCGAAGUUAACAGACAGCUGGGAUAAGGAUUCCUACUGCCGGAGAAGCAUUGUGGAGGAACUGAAACGAGAGCUAUUGCAAAGCUUCAGAGCCGAUCGGCAAAUGGAGUCCCAAGUGCCUUUUCUUCGACCCACACCACACAUUAUGAUAUUUCCCUGCGUUCCCGAAGCCAUGUGCCAGUCUAGUCCCAACCUAAAUCCAAAUCUAUUCCGUAGACCGGAAUCUGUUGUCUGCUGGACACCCGGUAAUAAGCCACAGAACCCUUUCUGAUGAAUGGUAUUUACUUCGGUUGGAAUUAAACUGGACUGCGGGUAGUUUUCACUAUUAUUUAUUAAAAUAUAAAUUCUACGGUAUCAACAUAAUAACAAAAUAAUA